AUGUCAAUAAACCUAUGUGCUCAAGAGGGGGAAGAACCGCGUGACGUAGUCCUGCAUUUCGACGUGAGAUUUCAUCGCGACAACAUCAUUUCAUUGUCUAGGAGAAAUGGCGUAUGGAUUGGAAGUGGGAAUUUGGACACUAAUUAUAACAUGUUUGUCCCUGGCACUAUAUUCCGUAUAAUAUUCGAAGUGAAGGACACAGAUGUGAUCACUAUAUAUUGCCAGGGGAAGUUUCAUUCAAACUUCCUGCCGAAAAUACCUCUGACCAUGGCACGCUACAUCGUUGCCUGGGCUGAUGUGGAGAGGAUCACGCAUUGCUACUUCCAUCUGGCAGAUAAGGGUGAAGGCGAUGACCCUGCAACUGGUCUGAUGGCGACGCAGUCCCCUCGGCCCGGGUUGACGCCUGUUCUUGCAGGUGAAAAACGAUGUCCAAGAAUCCCAAAGAAAUCGUCACCAGGCUCUCCCCACCACCAUUCCUCCAACGAGAGCUCGGAUGAUGAAAUAAAAUCUAGACCUAAGGCUGAAGGUCGUGCAGAUAGAUUUUUCUACGACACCCUUAUGUGCCAAUCACCGGACAUGAAGUUUGGCUCUCCAGAUACUUCCAAAUAUCGCCGUGAAAAAGCUGAAUAUAGCAGAAAAUACCGAGACUGUACUGAAACAGAUAAAAACGAUACAGAUUUGUCCGAGGAGAUAGUAUCAAAAAAUAUGGAAUCCUCUAUAGCUGAAUCCGACGACAAUAUGAUGCCAGUGCUAGGUUUGAAAAAAAGAUCGCGUCGCGGUAAAUUCGCGCCAUUUGCACAAGUUGUCAACUUUAUGGGGAAGAGCGGGAAAAGAAAUUAAUUGUCUAGUAUG
Zerene cesonia (dogface butterfly) is the source of this 852-nucleotide messenger RNA. RefSeq lists its product as uncharacterized. The transcript has 4 exons. NCBI's taxonomy places the organism in Eukaryota, Metazoa, Arthropoda, Insecta, Lepidoptera, Pieridae. The record is from RefSeq and is a predicted model, not a curated record. Gene Ontology annotation, molecular function: carbohydrate binding. Bases 1 to 840 code for a protein of 279 amino acids.